AUGAAUUACCGAUUUUCGCCGUCCCCUCGCGAACAUUCUAAUGCUAAGUGGAAUGUUUUAAGUCAUAAAUCUCACGGUCAAACUGAUGUUAAUUUAAAUGCUUUAGAAGUUGACAAAAAACAUUUAACGGCGGUUAAUGAAAUACUGGAAAAAAUAAGUAAAGCCCGCAAAGCCAGCGAUUUACCGGCUGAUUCAGAUAUUAGUGCUGCAAAGUAUGACGAACUUAAAGUGCCUGGUAAUAAAAAAUAUGACCCAGUUAAAAUUAUUCUUCGAGACAAAAAAACCCAAUUAAGAAGCGCCAAA
This is a messenger RNA of Entrophospora sp. SA101, 303 nucleotides long. The record is from the annotation of a GenBank genome assembly. NCBI's taxonomy places the organism in Eukaryota, Fungi, Glomeromycota, Glomeromycetes, Entrophosporales, Entrophosporaceae.